AACCAACGAUAGGUUUUAUUUCGUUUUGACAAAUCGACGAGAAAAAGUGUUCACAAAGUUUUUUUUUAAUGUGAUUUUUCAUGGGAAAAUAUUAGAAGGACGUUUUUCUCUUUAUCACUUUUUACACCAGUGCUAUCAUGAGCUGUUCUAGCCAUCUUUCUUGCUCAUCAUCCACCUAGUCGUUGUGCAUAAAAUGUGCAGAAAAAUGUUGUUUCUCAGCCCAGUGCAUUAUUAUUAUGUAAGAGUGUGGAGAUUCUAAGUAUACUUUGGGAUUUCCUGUGACUGUAGUGUAAUGGCUGGAAUGGAUGUGGCAGGAAGUUGCAAUGUGUGUUUCCAUGCGGAUGAGAAUGUUGCCGUGAUCAUCUCGUAGUUUUUGAUGAAAUCAACCAAAAAAGUGACGAAAUAUUUAUUUAGCAUAGGGAAUUGUUUUUAUAUAUAGAUAAUAUAAAAUUCUGUGGAUACGCGUGAGGGGAUUAUGCGAUAAAAUGUCCCAAGCAACAGACCUCGAGGGUGUGGAAUUCCUCAAGACCAUCGAAUGGGAGAUGAUGGAUAAGGCCAAGUUCUUCCCACUGAGUAUGUUGAGCUCCUUCACGGUACGUUGCUGCCUGUACCCCCUUACUGUGAUCAAGACGCAGCUUCAGGUGCAAUUUCGGAAUGAUGUGUAUUCCGGAAUGCUGGAUGCUGGGACAAAGAUCUACAAGUCAGAUGGGGUUUCGGGGCUCUAUCGGGGAUUUUGGAUCUCUUCGGUGCAGCUCAUCUCGGGGGUGUUCUACAUCAGCACCUACGAGAGUGUACGUCACGUGCUGGGGCAGUAUGGGGCAGGGCAACGCACAAAGGCUCUAGCAGCUGGUGGUUGUGCCUCUGUGGUGGGGCAGACACUUAUUGUGCCCUUUGAUGUCAUCUCACAGCAUAUGAUGGUGAUUGGGAUGCCGGCCACGGAGAAGGGUGGCCUCAAUCCGCUAGGAAUUAAGCCACAGAAUGGACGCUUUAGGCUAGCAGCUGGCAUUACCAAGGAGAUUUACAGGCGGGAUGGAUUUCGCGGUUUCUAUCGCGGCUACACAGCUAGUCUUAUGGCCUACGUACCGAAUUCUGCCCUAUGGUGGGCAUUCUACCAUCUAUAUCAAGACCAACUCUACAAAAUACUGCCGAAUUGGUCGUCUCAUUUGCUAGUACAAUGCAUUGCGGGGAGCUUUGGUGGCUUCACAACAACUCUCAUCACGAAUCCUCUUGACAUUCUACGGGCACGUCUGCAGGUGCAGCGCCUUGGUUCCAUUCGGGUGGCCUUCAAUGAGCUAUGGGCCGAGGAGAAGAUGAAUAUGUUCCUCAAGGGGCUCUCGGCACGUCUGGUGCAAAGUGCAGCGUUUUCAUUUAGCAUUAUCCUAGGCUAUGAGACAAUUAAAAGGAUAUCUGUGAAGGAACAAUACAAACAUUUAGUUAAAUGGUGAGCGAGAGAGAGAGAGAGAGCGUGUGAGAAUCAACCCCUCCCCCUUUUCCUGUGUACAAUACAAUUUAUUAUUUUUUUGUAUAGGCAAAGUCUUUCUUUUACGCAUAACUUAUAUACACACAAAAUGAGAUAAUAAUUUUUCGUUUUCUAGUAUGGCUUUGUUACUGUUCUCAGGAAGAAAAGAAAAAUAUAAUGUGUAGAAAAAGUGUU
This is a messenger RNA of Lutzomyia longipalpis, 1654 nucleotides long. RefSeq names its product solute carrier family 25 member 44. The transcript is spliced from 3 exons. The record is from RefSeq and is a predicted model, not a curated record. NCBI's taxonomy places the organism in Eukaryota, Metazoa, Arthropoda, Insecta, Diptera, Psychodidae. Gene Ontology annotation, biological process: branched-chain amino acid catabolic process; transmembrane transport. Gene Ontology annotation, cellular component: mitochondrion. Gene Ontology annotation, molecular function: branched-chain amino acid transmembrane transporter activity. Bases 486 to 1445 code for a protein of 319 amino acids.